Molecule: messenger RNA, 3838 nt
Organism: Cynocephalus volans (Philippine flying lemur)
Lineage: Eukaryota; Metazoa; Chordata; Mammalia; Dermoptera; Cynocephalidae
Gene: CCDC136
Product: coiled-coil domain containing 136
Exons: 18
Coding region: 20-3646 (1208 amino acids)
Biological process (GO): single fertilization; acrosome assembly
Cellular component (GO): acrosomal membrane
Source: RefSeq, a predicted model, not a curated record
GGCGGCGGCAGCAGCGGCCAUGGAGGCGGGCGCCGGGGCCGGCGCGGGAGCUGCGGGCUGGAGCUGCCCGGGCGCAGGACCCACAGUAACCACUUUAGGCUCCUAUGAGGUGUCUGAGGGGUGUGAGAGGAAGAAAGGCCAACGCUGGGGGUCCCUGGAACGGCGGGGGAUGCAAGCUAUGGAGGGGGAGGUGUUACUCCCAGCUCUCUAUGAAGAGGAAGAGGAGGAGGAAGAGGAUGAAGAAGAGGUAGAAGAAGAAGAGCAAGUGCAGAAAGGGGGUAGUAUGGGCUCCCUGUCUGUCGGCAAGCACCGGGGCCUGAGCCUCACAGAGACGGAGCUGGAGGAGCUGAGGGCUCAGGUGCUCCAGCUGGUGGCAGAGCUGGAGGAGACCCGGGAACUGGCAGGGCAGCAUGAGGAUGACUCCCUGGAGCUGCAGGGGCUCCUGGAGGAUGAACGGCUGGCCAGUGCCCAGCAGGCAGAAGUGUUCACCAAGCAGAUCCAGCAGCUGCAAGGUGAGCUGCGGUCCCUACGGGAGGAGAUUUCCCUGUUAGAGCGUGAGAAAGAAAGCGAACUUAAGGCAAUAGAACAGGAAUUGCAUUUGGCCCAGGCUGAGAUCCAGAAUCUGCGGCAAGCAGCGGAGGAUUCCGUGACUGAACAUGAGAGUGACAUAGCAUCCCUGCAGGAGGAUCUCUGCCGGAUGCAGAAUGAACUCGAUGACAUGGAACGCAUUCGGGGAGAUUACGAGAUAGAGAUUGCCAACCUCCGUGCAGAAAUGGAAAUGAGGAACUCUGAACCAUCCAAUAGUUUAAGCCUCUCAGAUUUCUCUGGGUUGCAAGAAGAAUUGCAGCAACUUCGGGAACGCUACCACUUCCUGAAUGAGGAAUACCGGGCCCUGCAGGACAGCAACAGCAGCCUCACAGGGCAGCUUGCAGAUCUGGAGAGCGAGAGGACACGAAGAGCAACAGAAAGGUGGCUGGAGUCCGAAGCACUAAGGAGUAUGACAUCGACAGGGUCUCAGACUUCAGAAGUGGAUUUCCUGGAGCCUGAUCCUGCAAUGCACUUGUUGCGUCAGCAGCUACUGGGAGCUGAGGAGAAGAUGCACGACAUGAAAAGCAAGUGUAAAGAAUUGUGCUGUGAGCUUCAAGAGCUACAGCGUCAUCACCGGCUCAGUGAGGAGGAGCAGAGGCGGCUGCAGAGGGAGCUCAAGUGCGCCCAGAAUGAGGUGCUUCGGUUUCAGACCUCCCACAAUGUUGUCCAGAAUGAGGAGCUGAAGACCCGGCUGUGUGUCCUGCAGCAAAAGUAUGAUGCUAGCCAGGAUGAGCAGAGUGAGCUCUUGAAGGUGCAACUACAGCUUCAGACUGAGCUCCAGCAGCUCAGAGUCAUGAAAGCCACAGUCAUAGAAAGCCAAAGUGAGAAGGAGUUACUGUGCCGGCUACAGAAGCUGCAGGUCCAAUACCAGACCAUCUCAUGUGAGAAGGAAAAGCUGCUGGAAGUGCAGCAUCGGCUGCAGGAGAAGCUGCAGUGCCAGGAGGCAGAGCUGCAGUGCCUCAGGGACAUGGUGGACACCUUCCAAGAGAGCAAUGAGAAGAACACAGAGAUGCAUGCCCAGCUGCAGGAGAUGAAGCGCAUGUACCAGGCCAGCAAGGACGAGCUGGAGCGGCAGAUGCACAUGUAUGACCAGCUUGAGCAGGACUUCCUGCUCUCCCAGCUGGAGCUGAAAGAGCUCAAGACCACCCAGCCCAUUGCCGAGGACAAGGGAAAAUGUGCUAAUAAGUGUGAUACACUGCUGGCCAGACUGACAGAACUGCAAGAAAAGUACAAGGCCAGCCAGGAUGAGAUGGGGCAGCUGCAGAUGGAGCAGUGCGAGCUCCUGGAGGACCAGAGGCGCCUGCAAGAGGAACAGGGCCAGCUGCAAGAAGAGCUGCACAGGCUCACCUUCCCGCUACCCAAAAGUGGUGUUUUCCAUAAGAGUCAGGAACUACUUGCAAAGUUACAGGACCUAUGUGAACUUCAGCUGCUCUACCAAGGCAUGCAGGAAGAACAGAAAAAACUAAUACAGAACCAAGAAUGUGUAUUAAAAGAGCAAUUAGAGGCGCAUGAAGAGCUGUGGUGUUUCAAAGAGUCUCAUUUCCAGAAAGUGUUGGAGAAUCCCAAGGAUUCCAAAUUGCCUAAGUCCUCAAAAUGUGAUCAAAACAAGCAGUCCAAGCUGCUCAUCGAGCAGAUGCAGGCUCUGCAGGUGCUGUAUGAAGCCAGUCAGGUGGAGCAGGAGCUAUUGCAGCAGGAGCAAGGGAGGCUCCUGGAGGAACGAAAGAGGCUGCAGACAGACCUCCAUCUCUGCCUGGAAGAAAUGCAGCAGCUCCAAGUCCAGUCCCCUUCCAUAAAGAUGAGCCUUGAGUCCUACAAGAAGAGCUAUGGCAGCACAGCCCCCAGCAGCGAGAACUGUCACAAGAGUUAUGGUAGCACUACUGAUGACAACGAGAGCUAUCAGAAGAGUUAUGGUAGCAGCCAGGCCAGCAGUGAGAGCUUUCUCAAGAGCUAUGACAGUAGCACCAGUACCGGCGAAUCCGGUGAAAAGAGUUACUGCACCAGCAGCAGCAGUGUCACCUAUAAGAAGAGUUAUGGCAGCACCAGUAGCUCUGACACCUGUCACAAGAGUUAUGUCAGCAGCUGCUCCGACAACGAUCCUGCUGAGCCUGAAGACAUAGAGCACUUUGAGGAAAUGGUUGCCAAGGUGUUGACAAAGCUGCAGGCAGUGCAGGCCAUGUACCAGAUAAGCCAGGAGGAGCACAGCCAGCUGCAGGAGCAGAUGAAGAAGCUACUAGACAAGCAGAAAAAGAUGAAGGAAGAGCUGGAUGCCUGUGAAAAGGAAUUCAAGGAGUGCAUGGAAUGCCUGGAGAAGCCUGUAGCCCCCCAGAACGAUAAGAAUGAGAUCAAGGAGCUGCAGGCCAAGCUGCGGGAGCUGCAGCUGCAGUACCAGGCUAGCAUGGACGAGCAGGGGCGGCUUCUGGCCAUCCAGGAGCAGCUGGAGGGGCAGCUGCAGUGCUGCCAGGAAGAGCUCCGCCAGCUCAAAGAGAAGAGGUCCUCUGUGGCCAGAGAACCCGGGGGAAAGAAUGGCAAUAAGAAUAUGAACAAGAAUGCCAACGGGGCUAAAGUUAAAAAGGGGGCCAAGCUAUGUUCGGACAGUUCUGAGGGCAGCUUUGAGACCGGAAAGGGUCUGGAGGUAGUGCUGCACUACAGAGCCAGCCAGACGGAAUUAGACCAGCAAGCAAAGGAGGAGGAAAAGAGCGAGCAGGUGGAGGAGGAAAAAAAGGUAGAAAUGGAAGAGGAAACAGAGGAGGAGGAGUCUUGGGAUGAACUAACUACUGAGUCACCAGAUCCUAGGGAAAUGGAGUCAACAGAAGAUCGGGAGGAAGAAUAUGAAGAGUACACAGACCAGGAGGAUAGGGAAGAAGACAGUGAAGACGAAGAGGGUGACAGCUCUUCCCCUGAAACUUCCGAGGAAAGCAACCUCCUUAAACUUUCUGAGAGCAAAAAGAACAUGUUUGGGUUGUGGAAGCCUAUCGUAUUUUUGGCUAUCGCAGCUGUGGCUCUGUACAUAUUACCCAACACGCGACCACAGGAGACAAAGAUCUGCCUCAUGGAGUGACGGCAGACCUGGACCAGCCAAGAGGGCAGGUCCCCAGUGGCCACCUCCCUCAGCUUUGGGCAGGACACACUGUGCCAGAGCCCCCACCCCUCCCAUGUGUCUCAUGUGUCUACAUCUCCUUAGCCUCAGUCACCCAGGCUAGAAAGGCUCACAGGGAGCUUCUGGCCCUCAUCUCCUGCCUUGUAUAAGAAC